Molecule: messenger RNA, 693 nt
Organism: Xenia sp. Carnegie-2017
Lineage: Eukaryota; Metazoa; Cnidaria; Anthozoa; Malacalcyonacea; Xeniidae
Exons: 2
Coding region: 1-693 (230 amino acids)
Molecular function (GO): aminoacyltransferase activity
Source: RefSeq, a predicted model, not a curated record
AUGGAAGAAUCGAACACAUUAAAGAAUGGAAGAAUUUACUUGGGAAAAGACUCUACAAUAAUUUUGGGUAUUAGUCCUGGCAAUCCACAAUACCAUAAUGUUCAAAAUCUUAAAAGCUUGUUCGAUUUCGCGCAAAAUCAUUCCACACAAAAAAUCUUACUGUUUCUUACGGAUAAAAUAUCCGAGCAUAAUUACAGAGCAAUUGGAAGUUCAAAUCCUGAAAGAUCGGCAAGAGUGAAAGCAAAUCGCGUGCGUAAUAAAUGCAACGAAACAAUCUGCUUAUGUAAUGGUCAAGGUCGUUUUCAGUUUAUCAAUUGGAGUGAGAAUGUUGAAGUUUCAGGUCCAUAUAUUGAUGCUUUAACUUGUAUCAAACGUCUAUAUGAGGAAAAUUACACAUUUCAAAAAGAUGUUGUGGAAUGUACCAAAGAUGCGUUACUUUCUCUUAAAAAUGGUCGUGAAAAAGCGUCGAUUGAAAAUGGUUUCAACCUUCAAACCAAAACCAUCGAUUUAGAAGAAGGAGUUAACUAUUUACUGAAAGAGCUCGCUUUUUUGUCUGUUGUAAACAAUAUUUAUCAUUGCAGUGAAUCUGUUGUUUUGGUCUACCACAAACGUUGGCCUGUUCUUGAGAAAUAUUUUGAUGGUGGAUAUGAUAACAUUUCUAAGCCAUUCUUAGGAUUUCAUGUUAUGAAAUAG